UCAUUAUCGAUGAUGAUGGAGUCUUUAUCGGCUCCUUCUCAGAAUGACGAUAGACAAGCUUAUAUAGAAAGAAGGAAGUUGAAAAGGCUUGAAGCCAGAAAGAGAAGAAAGGAGGUCAAGAGAAGUAGAUCUCCUAGAAAUAGUUUAAUGAAUUCCGUUACACCCUCUGAGGCUCCCACAACUCAGUCAGGAACAGAGAAUAAUAGACGUUGGAGUAAGAAAGACUUGCGAGAAAGGGUAUUGACAGAGUCAAACUUUAAGAUAUGUUUUGACUUAUGUGGUGGAGAAGCUUCUUGGGACAAAGUUCAAACCGAUAGAGAAAUUGUCUCCUUGGUAAAGCAACUGGAGCAUUGUUGUUCGCUAAAUAAAAAGGCCAUCUUGAACCAAGAGAAGCCAGUUUCUAUGCAUAUUGUUGGUAUGGGCGAAAGAGUGAAAAGGCAGCUCGAAACUUCGUGUCCGAUGUGGACAAAAUGGCCUGUAACUUGGAAAGGUGAAGACUUUUUGUAUAACCAUCUAAAGGACAUUAUCUACCUUUCUUAUGACUCUGCUGAACUUCUGGGUAUGCAAGAAUGGGAAGGACGUUACAACGAGUGCGAUCUUGACCCUAGCAAAGUUUAUGUUAUUGGAGGACUGGUCGACAGAAAUCGUCUCAAGGGAGCUGCGCAACAAAGGGCAACUUAUUUAGUUGCAACAUGGAACUCCUAUACUUUCUGUAUUAUGUGUUUUCCAAAUUUUACUUUUGAAGUACAACAGUUACUCUUGGAAGGAAACCUUUCUAAAAGCUAUUCCUGAACGUAAAGGACUUGAAACUAGGGAAGAAAACAAGCCUG
Galdieria sulphuraria is the source of this 830-nucleotide messenger RNA. RefSeq lists its product as uncharacterized. NCBI's taxonomy places the organism in Eukaryota, Rhodophyta, Bangiophyceae, Galdieriales, Galdieriaceae. The coding region runs from base 10 to 792 and encodes 260 amino acids. The record is from RefSeq and is a predicted model, not a curated record. Gene Ontology annotation, biological process: tRNA N1-guanine methylation. Gene Ontology annotation, cellular component: nucleus. The transcript is spliced from 2 exons. Gene Ontology annotation, molecular function: tRNA binding.